CAAGUGUCGAUUAUUAGUCUGUUAAUUUAUACUUGCGUAUGCAUUUUAUUGGAUUUAUCCAGAUUGAGUACGGCGAAAGGUUAGUUUUCCUUUACAAGAUGGUAAUUGAGGUUUGAGGCGCCAAAAUAUUGUAAACUGUAAGCUCGCGUUUCGGUACAUGGCCUGCCUGGUUAGUCUUUUCUCGGAUGGUAUGCCAGACUUCACAUCUAUUUAAGAACGGUGCACGUAGAUGAUUUUACUGGUACAUAGGAAAUUUUGAGAUAUUUCCAACCCUCAAAGCUAUUAUAGUCCUGGUAAUAUUAAACUAGCCAUGGCCAGUAAGGGUGAUUCUGGGCCAGGCAGCAUGAAUUGUAGAAGUCUUGUUGUGGUUCUCAUAGGACCACCUGCUAGUGGGAAGAGUACCUUCUGUGAAAGGGUCAUUGAGGGUGCACACCGGCCAUGGAUACGGAUAUGCCAGGAUAUAAUAUCCAAUGGGAAGCGGGGCAAUAAGGCUCAAUGCUUGAUGCAAGCAUCCAUGGCAUUGAAUGAAGGCCAAAGUGUUUUCAUUGACUGCUGUAAUAUGACAAAACAACGUCGGCAUGAUUUUGUGGAGCUUGCAGGACCCCAAAUAGAGGUACAUGCUAUAGAACUUGACUUGCCUGCCAAAAUAUGCAUAAGUAGGAUAGCAAAGCGUACUGCACAUGAGGGAGGUUUGCAGGGAGGUAAAGCUGCAAUGGUUAUCAACAGCAUGUUAAAGAAUAAAGAAUCACCUAAUUUAGAUGAGGGAUUUUCGCGUAUCAUGUCUUGUCAAACAGAAGCUGAUGUUGAGAAUGCCAUAAACAUGUACAAAGAACUGGGUCCAGCAGACCAUCUUCCCUCUGGUAUAUAUGGUAAAAAAAGUAAAGAUGAUAAAUUCCAAAGUGGCAUGUUGCGCUUCUUCAAGAAAGAAAAGGAUGUGCAUGAUGGUCACUUUGAAAGGAAAAGUACUGAGCUGUUAAAUGGUCAAGAGAUGAUUCAUAACAAUCCUAAGAACUCGGAUGGGGAGAACUCUAAACAAACUAGUUCAAGCAUUAGACCUCAAGAUAGGACAGCAAUUCAAAGCAGUUCUGUUCAGAGCUAUGGUAGUGUUUCCAGUGAAACAUCUGGAAACGACUGUAUUCCAACUCUUGCUUUUCCAUCCAUCUCAACAGCUGACUUCCAUUUUGAUCAUGAGAAAGCAGCUGAUAUAAUUGUAGAUAGAAUUUCAGAAUUUUUAAUGAGGUACAAAACUAUGAAUUUCAAACUUGUCCUUGUGGACCUGACUAAGAACUCUGAUAUGCUUAGGCGAGUUCAUUCAAAGGCAGCUGAAAAGGGAUUGGAUUCUAAAAGAUUUUAUACAUUUGUGGGAGACAUUACAAAGUUGUAUACUGAAGGAGGCCUAAAAUGCAGCGUAAUUGCUAAUGCUGCUAACUGGCGUUUGAAGGCAGGUGGUGGUGGUGUCAAUGCGGCCAUAUUCAAGGCUGCAGGUCCAGAGUUGGAGGUUGCCACGAAAGAACGUGCUAAAGCUCUCAGCCCUGGGAGUGCUGUAGUUGUUCCCCUUUCUUCAGGUUGCCCAUUAUACAAAAAUGAAGGGGUAACCAAUGUGAUCCAUGUUUUAGGUCCCAAUAUGAAUCCACAAAGACCUAAUUGUCUCAAAGGAGACUACGCCAAAGGAUGCCAAGUUCUACAUGACACCUAUUCAUCUCUUUUUGAAAGUUUUAUAUCAAUAUGUAAAGCACAACAAAGUUUAAAUUCUAACCAGGAACUUCCAGAUUCUGAUUCUUCUAAAAAGGAAACCUCACCUAUGAACAAAAAUCAGGUAAAUGAAACAAAAUUUUCUGACGCCAGUAAUGCUUUUGCAGUGCUUAUGCAAUCUUCAAAAAAGAAUAGUAGUUGUGUAUCGGAUAAAAAGACGAAAUUACAAGAGUUGUCUGUUCCCGAGGGAAAUAAGAGAUUCAAACUAGAUACAUCAGAACUUCUUAUUUCAAGCAAGGAACAUGCCUUGACAGAUGAAGCUGCAGGGCUCAACUCUAAUUCUUUUAGUAGAUGCUUUUCUGGAUACAGAAAUGAUAUUGGAAGCACUGCCACACACAAAGAUAAAAUCCCAGAGCAGAAUAUUGGAAACAAUGGUAAAGGCAAAAAGUCAUGGGAAUCAUGGGCUAAAGCUUUGCAUGAGACUGCUUUGCAUCCUGAACAAAAUAAUAGAGUCCUUGAGGUCACAGAUUCGAUGGUUGUGUUUCCUGAUCUAUAUCCUAAGGCAAAGAAACAUUUGCUGGUUGUAGCGAGGCUUCAUGGACUGGAUAGUCUAGCGGAUGUUCAGAAAGAACACCUUCCUCUUUUGAGGGAAAUUCAUUCCAUGGGUGAAAAGUGGGUAGCUUCUUUCCUGCAGGAAGAUCCAAUAUCGAUCUUUCGCCUUGGCUAUCAUUCGGUUCCUUCUAUGCAGCAAUUACAUCUGCAUGUGAUAAGCCAGGAUUUUGACUCAGUGUACUUAAAGAACAAAAAACAUUGGAACUCAUUCACAACUAAGUUUUUUCGGGACUCGGUUGAUGUGCUGGAAGAGGUUGAAAAGUUUGGAAGGGCUGAGAUUAUUUAUGAUAAAGAUAUUCUUUCAAAGGAGCUGCGGUGUCAUCGCUGUAGGAGUGCUCAUCCUAAUAUUCCACGGCUUAAAAGUCAUAUUUCUACUUGUAAAUCUCCUUUUCCUGCAUCCCUUUCCCAGGGCCAAAACCUGUUUUCCAUGUCGCCAAGGGAAUCUUGCUUUGAAAUACAAGCUAGGCCAAGCAACAUCAAUGGAUAGGGUUCAAUUUUUUCCUGGCAGCUUGAACAAAAACUUUUCAAACAUCCGUUAUAAAGAAAGGCAUCUGAGUGGUACUUUUAUACAUUGCAAUGUAAAGGUGCUUUGUUUUUUGUGAUAUUGAUGGAUAUCUUUUUAUUAAUUCAUUAGAAUCUCAAAAGCCCAAUCUUUAUAUAA
This is a messenger RNA of Cryptomeria japonica (Japanese cedar), 2965 nucleotides long. Its product is annotated as transcription factor bHLH140. The record is from RefSeq and is a predicted model, not a curated record. The transcript is spliced from 6 exons. Gene Ontology annotation, molecular function: mismatched DNA binding; single-stranded DNA binding; single-strand break-containing DNA binding. Gene Ontology annotation, cellular component: nucleus. Gene Ontology annotation, biological process: single strand break repair; double-strand break repair. The coding region runs from base 311 to 2791 and encodes 826 amino acids. NCBI's taxonomy places the organism in Eukaryota, Viridiplantae, Streptophyta, Pinopsida, Cupressales, Cupressaceae.